This is a messenger RNA of Acanthopagrus latus (yellowfin seabream), 2106 nucleotides long. RefSeq names its product G protein-coupled receptor 78b (gene gpr78b). The record is from RefSeq and is a predicted model, not a curated record. The coding region runs from base 946 to 1968 and encodes 340 amino acids. Gene Ontology annotation, cellular component: membrane. Gene Ontology annotation, biological process: adenylate cyclase-activating G protein-coupled receptor signaling pathway. Gene Ontology annotation, molecular function: G protein-coupled receptor activity. NCBI's taxonomy places the organism in Eukaryota, Metazoa, Chordata, Actinopteri, Spariformes, Sparidae. The transcript has 3 exons.
GAAGCAAAGACUAAAGAACAAGACUUCAGUCGAUGGUUUCUGCUGACAUUUCAGUCCUCAUGAGCACAAACUAUUCCUAAACGAACUCUCAUCUCCUCCUCUAGCUGUGGCUUUUUGUAUAUUUGUGCGCACCAGACAGCAGUUGUGAUCGCCCGCACAGUGAAUCCACAGUAGCCACGGGGCUAUAAAUAAUUCAUUUCAGGAAAAGGAUCUAUUUGCCCCCGUGCCUCUCCGGCGCGCGUGUGCACCUGGUGCCAUUUGGUCACGGCGGGAGCGUCUCCAGUCACCCGGGAGCGCAUCCCUCGCAUCCCCCGGAUUUCUCCGCAAACCUUUCGCCUGCACAGAUGCACAUCGAUCCUGAACGAGGAGUGAUCAAUGCGAACUCGCGCGUGAAUAACUUCAGCGGGCUGAUUGAUUUUGGUUUGGCGCGCAAGUUUGCGCAAACGCACGAACAAAACAACGAGAGGGGGGAAAAGAAACAACGCAGAAGUACUCCGCUGUACGGAGCGAAGCGUGACUUUGGAGGUUUUUGCGACGGGCACAAGUUGUCCCCAUGUCUCCCAUGUGAGAUGUAAAACGGCUCAUUCACCUCAGUGAGCAUGCUGCAUCCUCUCCUGGUCCUCCUCACUCUCCCUGGCGGACCUGGAUCUGACGUGCGCGCAUUUUGAGAGCAGCUCAGAGGCACGUCUGCUUCACUUAUUCAUUUUUCAUCUCGCAUUUGACAGAUGUUAGAGGGGAAUAAUCGGUAAGUUGGAGGAGGGAGAUGGUGGCGGAGGCUGCUCGCUUCAGCACGCUGGACAGCGCUGGUGGAAGUUGGGAGCGGACGGCGACGCGCGGACGCACCGGGAUUUAAGUGCAAGUGGACGCGGUGAAGCGACCAUGGUUGAUUCUAAGUGCUCAUUACCAGCGACAGGCAACCCGAGAGGGCACUUUCCGGAGUGAGACAUGGACUUUGCUGAGAUCAUCUUCGCGUUGUUCAUCGUCGUGGUCGCGGUCGUCUCGCUGCUGUCCAACUUGUUGGUGCUGCUAUGUUUCGUCCACAGCACCGAGAUCCGCCGGCAGGUGCCCGGUGUGUUCACCAUGAACCUGUCCUUCUGCAACAUCCUCAUCACCGUGCUCAACAUGCCGGCCACUCUGGUGGGGAUUAUCCGGAAGCAGCAGCCGUUUGGGGAUUGCGCUUGCCACACGGUGAGCUUUCUGGAGACCUUCCUCACCGCCAACACCAUGCUGAGCAUGGCAGCGCUCAGCAUUGACCGGUGGAUAGCGGUGGUGUUCCCGCUCAGCUACUCCACCAAGAUGCGCUACAAGGACGCGCUGAUCAUGGUGUGCUACUCGUGGCUGCACUCCUUCACCUUCUCCCUGACGGCGCUGCUCUUCUCCUGGGUCAACUACAGCGACGUGUACGCGUCCUGCACGCUGCAGCCGAGCGACGGCGCCGGCGACAGGGUGAAGUUCACCAUCUUCACCGUCGUCUUCCACGCCACCAGCUUCAUGCUCUCUCUGCUCAUCCUGUGCUUCACCUACCUGAAGGUGCUCAAAGUCGCCAGGUUUCACUGCAAGCGGAUCGACAUCAUCACCAUGCAGACGCUGUUCCUCCUGGUCGACAUUCACCCGAGUGUGAAGCAAAGGUGUUUGUCUGAGCAGAAGAGGAGGAAGCAGAGAGCCACGAAGAAGAUCAGCAUCUUCAUCGGCUCGUUCAUCAUCUGCUUCGCUCCCUAUGUCAUUACAAGGUUGGCCGAGCUUCUACCCUUCGUGGACAUCAACCGCCACUGGGGAAUCAUCAGUAAGUGCCUGACAUACAGCAAGGCUGCGUCCGACCCCUUCGCCUACUCCCUCCUACGUCAGCAGUACAAGAAAGUCCUGGUUACUGUCGUCAACAGGCUGCUCCGCCGCGACCUGUACCCCUCGUCUGGCCACAACAGCUCUUUAGACACGGAGAACGACUACUGCCUCCAGAGGAUUAGCUAAUGGCAAAUGCGCGGACAUGACAGAUACACACUACAAGCCAAAAAUAAAAGGUUGCCUCUUGGAAGGAGGUGGGCGGAGGAAGAGAAUGAGGAGGGAGAGAGAGGACGGAGAGGACAGGAUAUUGUUGGGGAAGGGAGA